Messenger RNA from Drosophila bipectinata, 754 nucleotides. RefSeq names its product RNA polymerase III subunit G (gene Polr3G). The record is from RefSeq and is a predicted model, not a curated record. Lineage: Eukaryota; Metazoa; Arthropoda; Insecta; Diptera; Drosophilidae. Gene Ontology annotation, cellular component: RNA polymerase III complex. Gene Ontology annotation, biological process: transcription by RNA polymerase III.
UAAAUAAACGUGCAGGAAACCCAUACGAAUUGCUAGCUUAAACAAACUUAUUUUGAUUGUUAAUUAACUUAAAUAAUAGCCAAAAUGGCAGGACGUGGAAGAGGAGGCAAAACUGGUACCCUCACGGCGGAACAAAUGGCCAUGUUGGGCUGUACAAAGGAUCUACCCGUACAAACAGCGCCACCGCCUACCUUUCCACCGGUUUUAAACAGGCCUACUACCUUGGAGACAACAGCCACCCAAAACUACCAGCUUCUGUGGAAAGAAGACUUCCUCAACAGAAUGAAGGAUUCACCCUAUUAUAUUGUGUCGGCCAGUCAAGACACUCAAAGCCAGGAGCACAAAGACUGGCGAGAGAAAGCCAUAGAACGCAUGAAACUCAAAGCUCAACCCGAAUUCGACUACAAGUCCAUGCCCCGCGAACUUAAUUUAUCCACCCGCAAGCGUCGUACUGCCGCCGAUGUCAAGCCCAAACUGCUGACUAAGAAAACGAAUAUCGAGGAUAGACUGAAAAUUCUGGAGCAGAAGGAACUAAAGACUGGUGGCGUCGAGGAAGACGAAGUCAAACAGGAAUCUGAUUCCGAGCAGGAAGAGGAGCAAGAUGAUCCUGAGGCGGCGAUGGACGAAGAGAUGGAUGAAGAGAACGACUACGGCAACACAUAUUUCGAUAAUGGUGAAGCCUACAACGAUGAUGACGACAAUCUGGACGAUGGUCCCGUGUACUGAACAAAAAUACAAACAUUCUGUAAAAUAA